AUGAAGCUAACGUUCGCCCUCACCGCCCUCCUUGCCACAACCGCCAUGGCCGGAGUGGCAAAGAUACGCCACGAGAACGAGACUCUUGAAGACAGCUACAAACGUCGCUCCGUCAAAGCUGGAAUCGUCCCUGUCAAAGAAGAAGACAUCAUUUCCCUCGGCGAUAGAGCAGUGAAGGCCGGUAUCGUGCCAGUGAAGGAAGAAGACAUCAUUUCUCUGGGAGACCGCUCAGUCAAGGCGGGCAUCGUGCCAGUCAAGGAAGAGGACAUCAUUUCUCUGGGAGACCGCGCUGUCAAGGCUGGCAUUGUUCCGGUGAAGGAGGAGGACAUCAUCUCACUCGGGGAUUAG
This is a messenger RNA of Colletotrichum lupini, 348 nucleotides long. RefSeq lists its product as uncharacterized. The coding region runs from base 1 to 348 and encodes 115 amino acids. The record is from RefSeq and is a predicted model, not a curated record. NCBI's taxonomy places the organism in Eukaryota, Fungi, Ascomycota, Sordariomycetes, Glomerellales, Glomerellaceae. The transcript has a single exon.